AGAGAGAGAGAGAGAGAGAGAGAGAGAGAGAGAGAGAGAGAGAGAGAGAGAGAGAGAGAGAGAGAGAGAGAGAGAGAGAGAGAAAGAGAGAGAGGGAGGGAGGCAGGGAUGAUGGCGUCUCUCGCGGCUUGAUACCCGUGCAUGUCUGACAAACGCGCAGUAAUAGCAUGAUCAAAAGGUGGGAGGGAAAACGAGCAAAGCGACGGGAACAUGACGAAUCGGUGUCGCGGAGGACAGACGAACAGAGGGAGACAGACGGACAGACGCUUCCUUUCCCCCUGACGGAUUGACUGACAUCCACGCCUGGCACAGAGGGGGACAUCCAGCGGGCGGGCUGCACAUCCGAGCGGGCAGUAAUUGGGCACAGGAGCAAGAAGACAGCAGGAGGAGAGCGGAGGCAGAGCGUUUCAUGUCCAGUCUGUCCUGGAGUCGCUGUGACCCCGACAGAAAGGAGUUCGACUGGACAGGAUGGGGGGGGUGAGUGAAGGAGAUGAUGUUUUGGCUCGAUGGAGUGAUGGACUACUGUACCUCGGCAACGUGAAGAGAGUGGAUGGUGUGAAGCAGUGCUGUCUGGUGAGAUUUGAGGACAACUCAGAAUUCUGGGUUCUGAGGAAGGACAUCCACUCCUUUGCUGUUGGAGGGGAAGAAGUCUGCUGUAUAUGUGACGCCCCACCUCUCAAAGAUCCACUCUUGAACUGUUUCAAAUGUCGCCAUAGCUACCACCCCGAGUGUCACACCCCUGCCAUCGAGCCCGAGGCGGACUGUGACUCCUGGAUCUGUCGGCAGUGCGUCUUCGCAGUGGCAACAAAGAGAGGUGGGGCCCUUAAGAGAGGCCGCUUCGCCCGCCUCAUGCAGUUCAUGAAGCUGCGGCUUCCCUAUCAGCUGUCAUCUUUAGACUGGGACCCGCAGCAUCUGACCAAUCAGCAGCAGUGUUACUGCUACUGCGCUGGACCUGGAGAGUGGAACCUCAAGAUGCUCCAGUGUGGAGGCUGUGGCCAGUGGUUCCAUGAGGCCUGCACUCAGUGUCUGAGCAAGCCUCUUCUGUACGGAGACAGGUUCUAUGAGUUCCAGUGUUCUGUGUGUGCAAACGGACCAGAAACCAUCCAGAGACUUCCAAUGACCUGGGUUGACUUGGCCCAUCUUGUGCUCUAUCAUCUCUCCCUGUGCUGCAAGAGGAAGUACUUUGAUUUCGACCAUGAAAUCAUGUCCUUCACCAACGAGAACUGGGAGUCUCUGCUUCUCGGCGCGCUGUCAGACACAGCCAGACAGGACCGCUGUCACAACCUGCUCAACGCACUCAACUCCCACAAGGACAGGUUCGUGUCUGGGAAGGAGAUCAAGAAGAAGAAGUGUCUCUUUGGGCUCCAGGUGCGAGCCCCGCCCCCUCUCGUAUCCGAUUCGUCACCGCUCAUCACCGACCCGCCCGUCAACAUCACACACAGGAGAAGCCCGCUAUCACUUUCCUGUCAGAGGAGAGCGGGGGUGUUGGAGUCUCGUAAAUCCAAGCGUCGCAUCGUAGAGACACAGCCGUGUCCAGACCCCACACCUGCAAACCAACUGGAACUGUUGCCACGUUGCCAUGAUUACGGGGGCGGGGCCUGCCUCUGCAAAGAGGAGCUGGACCUGAGCUCCCCUCCUAAGAGGAUGUUUGCCCUCUACCACCCCACCUACAACGGAAACACUCCUCUCUCCAGGACGGUGCAUCACUACAACAGCACUGAGGAUACAUGCAGGGUGACCCCCCCCUGCCUUCCGUGCGCCCUCCAGUCCAACAACAACAAUCACCAACACCAUCACCACAACCACAACAUGAACGGCAGCUACCAGCACCACAACAGCCACCAUGCCAACCCCCACCCCAACCCCAACCCCCACCCCCACCCCCACCCCCACCCCCACCCUCACCAGCACCCCCACCCCCACCCACCGACCCACAAGCUGCUGGAGCCCUGCCCGUCCCUGCUGCUGAGGGGGCUGGCGUCUCACCAGGUGGGCAUCGGUGGUGGGGGGGUGGGGGCGGGUGGUGGAGGAGGAGGCGGAGGGGGAGGAGGGGGAGGGGGAGGCAGCGGGGGAGGUGGGGGAGGGGGAGGCGGCGGGGGGGAGGCGGUCCGGAUCCUGGCGAGGCGUGUCACGCCGGACGGAAAGGUGCAGUACCUGGUGGAGUGGGGGAACGUCAGUGUUUACUGAGGGAGGUGGGAGGAGGAAUGGGGAGGCGGUAGAGGGGGAGUGGGGGGACGGAGGGUGAGAGAGAGGGUGAGGGACAGACGGUGGGGAAGAAAGAGAUAAUAAUGGAUGGGUGGAGAGAAAACAGGGUGGAGACUGGGGGGGGUAUGGAUAAAGAGAGAGAAACGUGAAAUGGAGGAAGAGGAGAGAGAGAAUGAAGAAAACAAGAGGAGAUGGGGAGAAGGAGGGAUGGAAGAAAAGAAAGAGAGGAGGGGAGGGCGACCCAAUGACAUAUUUGGCAGCGGGGGGAACUUAGCCUGGAGAGUUAGCGGUGUUUUGGCGCUGCCAUCUGGUUGGCGCGUGGGGCGAUCAUGAUGGGGGUUCUACAGCCAGUUUGGCCAGGAGCAAGGAGCUGUUGGCCAACAGAGGCUGUUCCUCCCCUUCCCCUCCAGAGGUCGCUAGGCAACACUCAUUUUGGAUGCCUUUCUGGCUUUUGAGCUGUUCAGGUCCAUCCCCCCUCCAUGCUCUUACCCCCCCCCCCCCCCCCCUCCCACCCACACACAGGACUUAUUAUCCCGGUACACUCAAACCCUGAAUCGAUACACAAGAGGUUUGUAUAUUUUCUCCCCUUUAGCACAGAACGGACCAGCACCUGCAACUCAACAACAAUAACCUGUUUAUGUUUGACAUCUGUCCGUCAUAGAACUAGGAGCAAACGUGUGGACUUUUGUUUUAUAAGUAGAAUUAUAUAUUCCAAAUUUAAGAAUAUGUUGUAUGACAUGAUGACUUUAUUUUAUUUAUAAUUUUUUUAUGUGGUUGCUUUGCUUAGUGCCUACACAGUGACUGCUUGUAUCGUUCGGUGACCUUAGGUUAUUCGCGUGUCACGGGGCUGACGGGUUACGCUACCAUAGCGACCAAACAGGUCACUGUUAGGUCGGGUGGGGUAAAAAACGGGUGUUGACAGAGGCCCUUGUUAAUGUUUUCCUUUGACAGGGUUCUAUCAAGUACGAUUUUUGUAUACUCAAAAGCAAACAACAUGUAUACUCUUGAUUGAAAUAAUUCAAUUAUUUUUUUCUCAAGAAUAGGUCGGUUUUUUUUGUCUAGUGCCACAAGAUUAAAAAGAGAACCUCAAAAGUGAAAGAGAUUCUGAUAUAGUUUUAUUUUUGCUUUGUAAGGUGAGGGUACACCUGUUCCUCUCAAGGGACCAUGCAGACAACAUAUUUACUGUAAAUGCAAACCGGAUCCUCUCCUACUAGAACUGUUACAACAACUGUUUAAUUUCCUUGAGGCUAAUGUUACUUUGCUCUUUAACGGCUAACGAUCGGUGAUAUAAAUUUAGUAACUAUGGGUUUGAAUUGUAUGUGUUGUUGAGGCUUGAUUUACUGUUAACAUUCCUCUGAUAUCUAUAGAUGUACUUCUGGUGACGAGUAGACUGUAGGUAUGGACUCGAUAUGAAAACAUCCUUCUGAAUUUUUUUUAUUUUACAAACACGGUAAGAUUAUGUUUUGAAAGUUGAUAUUUUUUACAGAUUAUUAGAGUCAUCAAUUCAAUUUGUAUGUUACGCUUAAUACAAUAAGCCCAAAGUAUUUUUUGUAUGGUUCAGGUUACAAAAAACGAUUAAACACUUUGUUUCAUGAUGA
This is a messenger RNA of Gadus morhua (Atlantic cod), 3803 nucleotides long. RefSeq names its product PHD finger protein 1 (gene phf1). The record is from RefSeq and is a predicted model, not a curated record. Bases 469 to 2187 code for a protein of 572 amino acids. The transcript is spliced from 15 exons. Lineage: Eukaryota; Metazoa; Chordata; Actinopteri; Gadiformes; Gadidae.